AUCUAAUCUUUUUCUUGUAAGUAAUAAUUAAUAUUCCUCAGCCGCCAUGAAACCUAUAUUCUUCUUGAUCAAUUCACUCUAAAAUCAUUUCACUUUUCCACAAAUCACCAAAACCAAUUCUCUCUCCCUCUCCCUCUCCCUCUCACUUUUAGUAAUUAAAACCAUGAUCGAUUCUUCAAGAUUUUCAUACAUGAAAUUCAACUUAUUCUCCACCAUCACUCUCGCAUCCAUAAUCCUAAUCAUAAUCUUCUCCGACACCAUCUUCUCGAGCGCUCCAAUCCACCAAAACUCCUUUGAGAAUGUUCCUAAUCUGCUGCAAACGCAUCAAGCCGCAGCAGGAGUGCUCAAAAUCACAGAAGCAGAUUCCACGCCCAAGAUUCUCACUUGGCCUAAUCAGAUGAGAAUCUUCUCGGAAUCUGAUCCGACAAGAAGAUUCCAUUCAAGAGUUACAGAAUUCUUCCGCACAAAUCACUGCAAAGUUCAAGCAUUCAUGACGUGGAUCUCCCCUCUUGGUUCGUACGGAAAAAGAGAGUUUUUGGGGCUGGAAACCUUGUUCCAAACAAACCCCUCCAUUUGUCUGAUCAUCCUGUCCGAAACCAUGGAUUCGGAUCACGGUCUCAAGAUUCUCGAGCCCUUGCUCGAACGUGGUUUUCACGUUCGAGCAAUGGCUCCGGACUUGUGGGAUUUGAUCAAGGACACCCCUGCUGAGAUUUGGUUCAAUGACAUAAAGAAAGGGAUCAAGAAUCCUGGUGAGAUUCCCCUCCCACAGAAUCUAUCUAAUUUGAUUAGGCUUGCAGUUUUGUACAAGUAUGGAGGCAUCUAUUUGGACACAGAUUUCAUAAUCUUGAAGAAUUUGGAAGGUUUAAGGAAUUCAAUUGGUGCACAGAGUGUUGACCUGUUUGGGAAUUGGACAAGGUUGAAUAAUGCAAUUCUUGUAUUUGAUAGAAAUCAUCCAAUUCUUUAUAAAUUCUUGGAGGAAUUUGCUUCAACUUUUGAUGGGAAUGUAUGGGGUCAUAAUGGUCCAUAUUUGGUCUCAAGAGUGGUUGAGAAAUUGGCUAAAACAGAUGAGUUAGAUCAUAACGUCACAAUCUUGCCUCCCGUUGCCUUCUACCCCGUCUCGUGGGGGAAGGUGGCCGGGUUUUUCGCGAGGCCUAGUGGCAGAGUGGGUGAGAGAUGGGUCAGGGCGAAGAUCCGGCAAUUAACCAGGUCAACUUAUGGGGUGCACUUGUGGAAUAGCCAGAGUAGUGGUGUAGAGAUUGAAGAAGGGAGCAUUAUUGAGAGAUUGAUUUCUGAUCAUUGUGUUGUAUGCAGCAAGCCUACAUUUUGGACUUCAUGAAGAGCCAAAUCUAGCUACUACAUUAGUUUCCAUGGCAACCAAAUGUGAAGAAUUCUGAUUAAUAUUUAUGGGUAUAAUCCAAUCUUUUUUUAGUACAUUUUUGUAAAUUUCUAAGCUAAUUUGUUUUCCAGCAGUAUAUAUAAUAGAAAUCUUGUCUCUUUUCUA
Molecule: messenger RNA, 1501 nt
Organism: Salvia hispanica
Lineage: Eukaryota; Viridiplantae; Streptophyta; Magnoliopsida; Lamiales; Lamiaceae
Source: RefSeq, a predicted model, not a curated record